Molecule: messenger RNA, 1353 nt
Organism: Colletotrichum graminicola M1.001
Lineage: Eukaryota; Fungi; Ascomycota; Sordariomycetes; Glomerellales; Glomerellaceae
Product: O-methyltransferase
Exons: 1
Coding region: 1-1353 (450 amino acids)
Molecular function (GO): O-methyltransferase activity
Source: RefSeq, a predicted model, not a curated record
AUGGCGUCGACAACCCCCCACCAGUGCCAGUCCUCCUCCUCUCGGGUGGACCUCGAGACGCUGGGAGCAGAGUGCCUUGCGCUAGCGAAGAAACUCAAACACCACCUGGCGUCCAACGGCCACCCACAGCCCUCGUUCGAAGUCACCGGCCCGAUUGAGUACCCCUCGCUGGACCCCGAGACCGAGGUGACCAGACAGCAGCUCCGCGAGGCUGCCAAGACGCUGCUGGAGUUGGCCUCGGAGCCGGACGACGUCUUGACAGAGGACCUGUUCAACAAGGUUCACGACCUCAACGCCUUCGCCUACGUGUCUCGCUUCCAAAUCGCCCAACACGUCCCUGUCCAUGGCGCCAUCUCCUACCCGGAUCUUGCCUCCAAGACGGGAACCGGCCUCGGCCAGCUCAAGAGGGCCCUGCGUCACCUCAUGACCCUGCACGUCUUCGUCGAGCCCCAGCCCGGCCGCGUCGCGCACACGGCCAGCUCCAGGCGCCUCGUCGACUCCCGGGGCGUCCGCCUCUACAACGAGUUCGUCAGCAGGGACACACUCAGGCUGGCCGCCUUCCAGCUCGACGCCAUCGACCGCUGGGGCCACGACUGCGUCGAGCCCGACAAGGCGGCGCACAACAUCGCCUUUGCCACCGAAAAGCCCCUCUUCGCCUACUUCGCCGAGAACCCGGCCAAGAUGAGCGAAUUUGGAGACCUGAUGGCCUUCAUGGCUACGUCGCGCUUCCAGUCCGGCGAGCACCUCAUCAACGCCUUCCCCUGGGCCUCUCUAGGCCCGGCCAAGAUGGUCGACAUGGGCGGCAACGUCGGCCACUGCAGUGCCCAGGUCGCCGCCGUCGCCGACCAGCGCAUGACCUUCGUCGUCCAGGACCUGCCCGAGGUGGUCGCCCGCGCCCGCGGCCGCGACAAUGACGCUGUCCCCGUGGCACUGAUCGAGAGCGGCCGCCUCGCCUUCAUGGAACACGACCUCUUCGCGCCUCAGCCCGUCACCGAUGCCGACAUCUACCUGUUGCGCAUGAUCCUGCACGAUUGGUCCGACGACAAGUGCGUCGAGAUCCUACGCCACAUAGCCGCGGCUCUAGAGGGCCGCCCCGCCGCCCGGCUUCUCGUCAUGGACACGGUUCUCCCGCCCUCGAGAGAGUGGCCCUCCGUCGUGGAGCGGCCAAUGCGCUCCAUGGACCUGCAGAUGGCGCUGAUGACCAACGCCAAGGAGCGCGACCUGGGCGAGUUCGAGGCUCUGUUCCGGCGGGCUGACGCCCGUUUCUCUAUCUGCAAUGUCGUGAAGCCUGUGGGGAGCCUAAUGUCAUUAUUGGAGGUUGCGCUGAGCCAGAAGGGGGGGGCUGUUAGGUAG